Messenger RNA from Varroa destructor (honeybee mite), 2963 nucleotides. RefSeq lists its product as uncharacterized. The record is from RefSeq and is a predicted model, not a curated record. Lineage: Eukaryota; Metazoa; Arthropoda; Arachnida; Mesostigmata; Varroidae.
GUCAUUAUAAUCGCGCACUGCAAUCUCAUCACUACUGUGUCUCGUAGUGAAGCUGCCAGUCAACGAGUGUUAAACCUCUUUGUCGUUUUAGUCUUUGUGUCGAGAUGGCCAUGACGUCGGAUUCCCUGCAACAAGGUGACAAAGUGAUUAUUCAAACUCGCUCAGGCAGAACCUUCGAAGGUACCUUCAAGACAUUGACUCCAAGGCAAACUCUCGUCCUCUCCAAAGCUCGUAGCAACAAUGGAGAAUCUUACGGCGAAACUGAGCUACAGUUGAAACAGAUUCGCUCAAUUUACGUAAUUGAGGACUGCAGUCGUGCAUUGCGACACGACCCAGCGAUUGUUCGUGCUGAGCUUCCGCGUGGUGGCAACCGACAGCAUACUUGGAACAACUAUAAUAAACAGAAUAAUGCUAAAUUAAACCACCCCAUCACCUGUAGUCAGCCUAAUAGUGUUCCUCAACGAAGGAAUCAAGGUAAGGCUGUCAUUCAUGGCAAUAGGUCCUGGCCUAGGCAAACUGCUAGAGGAAUGAGCGUGCAUCUCUUCCGUGAAAAUCUACAGUCUCCGCGACGAAUUGCAGCAAAGCAUCGACAAACCAAAAAUGGCACUUUUCAGGAUGCUUUAUUGGGUCACUUGUCAUCGUUUCGGCAAAUUCGUAGACACAGCGAGGGUGUCUUCGUCCAGCGACACCCAGGAAUGGCACCCAUUUCAACUGACGACUACGACUUAGUAGCAGAGACGGAAAAAUUCACAGCGAUGCAAAAGUUGAAAAGUUCACGAGAGAAUAAUGCUGAAUUUGGGGAAGCUCAAGAUUUGUCAGCUAAAAAAAACAACGAAGACAAGUCUACUCCGGUGACUGACUUCGAAAAGUUCUUCGACCAUCUAAAGCUCUCGAAUGAUCACUAUGAACCGGAUGGCAUAGCACUAAGCAAAGUUGAAUUAGCAGCCUACCAGACUGAACAGCAGCGAAAACAAAACGGUUACAAAUAUUCAACUGAGGAACUGAAGUCAUUCGGACGUUCUGGAAUCACCGAAAGUCUUGUGCAGACUUUUGGCGAGGAAGAUGUCAACAAUCUCUAUCCACAAUCGCUUCAAAAAUUCAGCAACAGUAAUAAUAGCCACCGUAAAAGUCACCACAAUCAACAACGCCUCUUUUUCGAUAACAACUAUAUGACUACUAAUUAUAACGAUAGCAAUAGCCAACGUAACAGCCACCCGCAGGACUACCGUCCAACGGUAAACUUUCAAAGGAACUACCGCGGGGCCAAUCCCAGAUUCAGCCGAAACGCCCAGGAUAAAUCCACCGCUAUGUUCGGCUCUCUGAUGCACUCGCACACACAACAGCUACUUUCAGGAUCAUCUGGCAAAAAGAAGAAACAGCUCUCGAGUUGCAACUAGAUGCGGCUGACCACGGUGAUUAGGUCCCGACUUCAAGCCGAUUCGAUUGUGGAUUAUGGGAAAAGACGUACAGGACGUAUUUAUAUUUUGUAUGAAUGGGCCUGGGGACCAUAGUUCUCGCCUGGUUUUCUCUCAGAGCGCGGAUUUGAAGCACAUGCGAUUACGUACUGUUACUAGUACAUUGUAUUGAAACAUUUGUUAAUAUCAGUCAUAAUGGCAUGAUGCAAAGGUCGUAGCGUGGGCCAACAGAAGGCGCCAGAUUAGUUAUACGGUAUUCGCGUAAGCGCGUAUUGAUCAACUGGAGAACAAGUGAAAAGUGAUCGAAAAAACAGUUACACUCGCAGAACCCAUUGUUAUAUUAUAAUUAUUAUUAUUAUAGUUACAACUAUGCAUUUGAAGUUCUCCAAGCUAUAUCCCUAUGAUAUGGGACCCCUGACAAGAAGAUUUCGUUUUGCCGUGGCUAAUACAGUGUCGAACAUUCUUCAGCAAUUCGAUAAGUCGUAGUCGAUUGCAGGUCGACCUCAAUUUGUGGAUGACCGGAAGUGUUGUUGAAGCUGUCCAAAGCGUUGUUUGCAUGGCCCGACAACUACCCAAGUAGUCACUAAAGAGUUUGUUAUCCAAUAAUGGUUUCGCCAUAUCGUCACCACCCAUCGCACGACAAAACAGAAACAUGCACACAUAUGUAUAUUCAGUACAGAACUGUGUGUGUGUGUAUAUAUAUAUACAUAUAUAUGCAUAUAUGUAUGUACAUACAUACAUACAUAUAUAUAUAAACGAGGAAUCAAUCAGAACGAAGAGUCAUGCAAAUGGGGAUAUAAUUACACAUAUACACCUGGCGUGAUGCAAAUUACAUCGGCCAUGUUAUAAUUUGUGUAAUGUCUAAAGUAACGCCGCCGCUACAACUACCAUUAGUAUUAAUAAUGUAAGAAUAAAUUGCAAAACUAACUGAUUUGAUUGAACAACGUAAUAGUGCCGUUUCUUUAUUUACUUUUUUUGUACGUAAACAUUCUUCCAACCUGCAUGCAUAUCUUCUGUUAUGUUCCAAUUGAGAACCUGGACACUUCCUUGGUAGUAUCCAACGGCCAAUUAUUUCUACUGCACCUUAUAAACUGUAAUAAUGCAGACGCCCAAUGAUGGGCAGCGAUCGCGGAGCUACGGAAAAUUAUGAAAAGAUAUACAUUGAUGGAUACUCUAUAUCUAUUCCACUAGAUAUGUGAAAUUGAUUUCCUACCUAAGUUGCCUUAAGCAGUUGAGCGGAAAACUUCGAAUUCCUGGUUCGGGUCCCACGGUACGCAGACCUGCGUGGCGCAGACGGGCCGACUGAGACAUACGUAGCGGCGAGCGGAUAAUGACACCAAAAUUAUAUAGAGAUCAUUCAACUUCGCCGGUGUUUUGGUACUGAGUUGUACUGAUUUGUUGAAUUUCUAGAAUUAACUCAUGUUGAGGUUGAGCUGAAGCAUCGAACGUAUUUGAUAACAGUUAGCCUACAAUUAUAUGUAGCUUAGUAAUUAUAUAUUGUUCGACAGUAGUGUUGACGUGAAGGUUUUUGACCGAAAACGGUAUCAU